GUCUGAGCCUCAGCCAAUCAGAGCCGCGGAAUCAGUCAAAGCCGGAAGUCGUCACCGCUGGCAGAGCAGUAUUCCCGCGAAGAUUGAGACCUCUCCCUGGCCCAGUUUCCUGGUUUCUCCUGUAACAGCACCAUGAGUAAGAGGAAGCUGACAGAUGCUCAUUUGCCAGUAGGAGAAUGCAUCACACAGGUUCAGGAGAUUUUAAGGGAGCGACUUUGCUGUCAGAAGCUCCCCGACAGGCCGGAGGGAGUGGAAGCUCAACACAAACACCUCCUGGAGCUGCUGAAGCGGACGGCCGUCCACGGGGAGAGUAACUCGGUGCUAAUCGUCGGCCCCAGGGGAGCCGGAAAAACAAUGCUGCUGAAGUGUGUGUUGAGAGAUCUGCUAGAGGACAAAGAAGUUCAGAAAAACCUGCUGCAGGUCCAUCUCAACGGUCUCCUCCAGACGGAUGACAGAAUAGCGCUUAAAGAAAUAACGCGGCAGCUCCACCUGGAGAACGCUGUCGGUGACAAAGUGUUUGGCAGCUUUGCAGAGAAUCUGGCUUUCCUGCUGGAGGCAUUGAAGAAAGGUGAUCGCAGCAGCAGCCGCCCGGUGUUGUUCGUCCUGGAUGAGUUCGACCUGUUCGCCCACCACAAGAACCAGACGCUGCUCUACAACCUGUUCGACGUCUCCCAGUCUGCCCAGGCUCCCAUCGCUGUGGUCGGCAUCACCUGCAGACUGGAUGUUUUGGAGCUGUUGGAGAAGCGGGUGAAGUCGCGGUUCUCCCACCGUCAGAUCCACCUGCUGAGCAGCCUGACGUUCCCUCAGUACCUGGAGCGGGUCCGGACCCAACUCAGCCUGCCGGACGACUUCCCCGACGGCAAGUUCGCCGAGGACUGGAACGCCAGCGUGAAGACUCUGUGUGAAGACAAAUCGGUUGAGGACGUUUUACAGAGACACUUCAACUCCAGCAAAGACGCCCGCUCAAUGCACAUGCUGCUGAUGUUUUGUCUGAGUCGUGUGUCUGUAUCCAGACCUGCCAUCAAACCUGCAGACCUGCUGGAGGCCAGCAGACUGUGUUUUGCUGACGCCAAGGCCAACAUGCUCCACGGUCUGUCCAUCUUGGAGCUGUGCCUGAUCAUCGCCAUGAAGCACCUCAACGACGUCUACGAAGGAGAGCCGUUCAACCUCCAAAUGGUUCACAACGAGUUUAAGAAGUUCCUACAGAGGAAGUCGAACUCCAUGUACAACUUCGACCAGCCUGUCAUCAUGAAGGCCUUCGAGCACUUGCAGCAGCUGGAGCUGAUCCGACCCGUCGACAGCUCCUCGGCCAAAAUUCAGAGGGAAUACCAGCUCAUGAGGCUCAUGAUAGACCACAGUCAGAUCAUGGAGGCGCUGCAGAAGUACCCACAAUGCCCCACUGACGUCAAGCAGUGGGCCAUGUCGGCGUUCGGCUAGCGUACAUGUGGACACUGAAAGUGGAAACAAGCGCUACAGCUCGAACCGAGGGCCAAAAUUAAAACUAUCCGAACUGAACCAGGGAAAAAACAUGGUUGUUUCACGUCAGGAUUAUUUUACUCAAGAGUAUUAAGUUUGUUGUGGAGCAGAGUUAAAUUAUCAGGAAAUAAAAGGUGAGAUUUGUACUUUUUGUGUACUUUUUUUUUUUUUCUUUCUUGAUCCAUUUCACCCAAAGAAAUCAGUUUGUGUAAAGCAAUUCACUUGCAGACUUACUUUUUUAAAUUAUCUACAACAAAACUUUAAUAAUCCAUCAGAUCAUCAACAUUUCACAAUAUCCAGCUGUGGAUGUAUGUUUUCUAAAAACUAUUAAAGUCAUAUUUAUGUUACAAACUUUCUGUAAGCCUUUAAACAAAAAGGGAUUUUAUAAACUAAAGAUUUGGAAAAAUAGUAUAUUCUGUUAAAACGAUAUGGUUCUGAGUAAAACAAGAAAUCUGUUUGGAAAUAGGCUGGUGUCUACACUUCCAGCUGCUGAAUGCUGCCACCUAGUGGUGUAAGUCUGCAGGAAAACAUAAGCCUGGACAGGAGGUACACAAACCCUCAUUAGAUGAAAGAAUGCAAUUUUAAUUUCUGGCUAUAAGCCUGAACAUUUCUCGUCAGUGAAACAGGCGUUCCUCGGUCCUGCAAAUUAGUUUUCAUUCAAAAGCAUGCAACAAUAAAUACACUUGUUUUUAAAUUCCAUUUACUAAAUAAGUUAUCUCCGACUUGUGUCCCUCUGGUACGUUUUUAAAAGUCUUGCUCAAGGACACAUGGAGGAAAAUCUCAUUCCUCUCUUCAAAGAAGUUUCCGAGCAAACCUGAUUACAUAAAGGCUAAUGGAAGUUUUGUAAUAUUCCUUGAAUGUAAAAGUACACUUCAGAAGAACAUAUCAAAAGAACUAAUUUUCCUUUCUUGUUCACAUGAAAAUGCAGUUUCAAUGUUGUAGCUGGCCUAAAUACUCAUUGGGUUAGAUUUUAUUUAGUCAUUGUAUAAUUUGUACACCAAAUAAUUACCUAAUACGUUUCCUGGAAAGGAAAUAUAACUUGGUACUUUCUGCAGGGAAGACUCAUUAAUUAACACCAAUUAAUUGCUAAUGUAACCUAGAGUCUUUUAGUUGGUCGUAGUAUGGAAUUUGUCAACAGGCAAGCAAUUCAACAUAUAUAAACAAAGUUAUAAAUAAUAAAUGAAUAUGAACUUAAA
Molecule: messenger RNA, 2672 nt
Organism: Dicentrarchus labrax (European seabass)
Lineage: Eukaryota; Metazoa; Chordata; Actinopteri; Moronidae
Gene: orc4
Product: origin recognition complex, subunit 4
Exons: 14
Coding region: 133-1437 (434 amino acids)
Biological process (GO): DNA replication; DNA replication initiation
Cellular component (GO): nucleus; nuclear origin of replication recognition complex
Molecular function (GO): ATP hydrolysis activity; DNA replication origin binding
Source: RefSeq, a predicted model, not a curated record